AGAGGGAGUGUGAGGUUUUAGACAAGGCUGCUGGAGUAGAGAGCAGGGUGUGAGGUGGUUGGAGCGGAGAUCAGGGCGUCAGUGCUGUGUGCUUGGCGGAAGGCAGUCUCAGGCUGUGACAGAGCGCUCUCUAUAUGCCUGUCCUGAGGCUGGGGAGUGUGGCCGUGCGGGGGGCGGGAUGGCUCGCAGCCACCUGGCCCUGCUCUCCCAGGACAUCACCAGGCUGUGGCAGGAGCUCAUGAUAACCACAGAUGAGAUCAUGCAGAAGGAGAGUAGCCCCCUCUCUGCUGCAGACAUCACUCCUGACCUGAAGAAGCAGUUUGCCUACCUGUCAGGUGGCCGAGCGGAGAAUGGCAGUCCCAUCAUCAUUUUCCCAGAAUUCCCAGGGUUCAGUGAGCUGCAGGACGAGGAGUUCCACAACGUACUGACGUACCUGACAAGCGUUCCCAGCCUCGCAGCUACGGGGGUCGGAUUCAUCCUGGUCAUCGACCGGCGGCAGGACAAAUGGGCAUCGGUGAAGGGGACGCUGCUACGCAUCGCGGGCUCAUUCCCAGCAAACCUGCAGCUGGUUCUGGUGCUGCGACCCACCGCCCUGCUACAGCGCGCACUCUCGGACUUCCUGUUCAAGUUCAGCAAGGAUGAGUUCAAGAUGAAGGUGCCGGUGAUCAUGCUCAGCUCUGUGACGGAGCUCCACAGCUACAUUGACGGAACUCAGCUGACCCAGGAGGUGGGCGGGACCCAGGAGUACUGCCACGAGAAGUGGAUCUCACACCGCACGGCAAUCGAGGGCUUUGCUCUCAUGGUGAAGAAGACGGCCCAGACGCUGCAGUCCUUCGGGACUGAGCUGGCCGAGACGGAGCUCCCCAAUGACGUUCAGGCCACCACCACACUGUUGGGAGCCCACAUGGAGAAGAAGGCGGGGAUGAAGGAGGAUCUGAGGAUAGCGCUGAACCAGGGUAACCGCCUCCUGGAGGGCAUCAAUGAGCCGCUGGAGCAGGACCCGGAGUACAACAUGAACCAGGAUGAACUGGAGAACCUGGCCACUGUGCAGAGGCUGUUGUCCCAGCUGGAUGAGACAGAGACGGCCUUCGAUGGGUUCUGGGAACGGCACCAGACCAAGCUAGAGCAGUGCCUGCAGCUGCGUCACUUUGAACACAGCUACCGAGAGGUCAGGACUCAGCUGGACCUGUGGGCGGAUCGUCUGUCAGUCUUCUCUGAGGUGGCGAUUAGUCCCGCCCACGUGGAGCACAUCCUGAGGGAUCUGACCUGCCAUGAGGAAAGAGCCCAUGAUGUUCUGGCCCGGGCCCAUGCUCUGGCGUGUGAGGGAGACCAGCUCAUCGAGACAUCGCAUUAUGCGGUGGACUCCAUUCGGCCCAAAUGCAGUGAGCUGCGGGCGGUGAGUGCGGACACGGCGGCCCGAAUCAAUGCCAAAAAGACCCACCUGCUGAAGGCCCUGGAGCUGCACCAGCGUCUGGAGAAGACUGCCAGAUGGUGUGAAGAUGGUAUCUACUUGUUGGCCUCGCAGUCCGUGGACAAGUGUCAGUCUCAGGAUGGGGCAGAGUCCGCCUUACAGGAGAUUGAGCUUUACUUGGAGACCGGGGGGCAGCACAGCAAGCUGGCGGACCUGGACGCUAUCUGGAGAGACUAUGAGUCUGUGCUCAGCACAGAGUUCAGGGAGCAUGUGGAGAAGGUGUUCCAGAAGCAAUUGUCCAUGCAGGAGAUGUUUGAGAAGCGCAGAAUCAGUCUGAAGAAGCUGGCAGCCAAGCAGACGCGGCCAGUGCAGCCAGUGGCCCCUCGGCCUGAGGCCUACAGCAAGUCCCCUCUGUCUUCUCCAGCCCACCGUAUAUCAGAGAGAUCCCACAGUGAGGGAGAUGCAGCCAACGAGGUGAGCUGUAGAAAGGUGGACCCGCAGCUGCAGAGUGCUACCAGACACGCCUCUCUGUCUGAGGAGGAUGAGAACCUGGCUGUCCUGAGGCGACACGUGAUGAACGAACUCCUGGAGACAGAAAGGGCAUAUGUAGAGGAGCUGCUCUGUGUUCUGCAGGGCUAUGCUGACGAGAUGGACAACCCAGCUAUGACACACCUCAUUCCCAGCGCCCUGCAGAACAAAAAGGAUGUCCUUUUUGGGAACAUGCCUGAAAUCUACCACUUCCAUAACAGCAUCUUCCUCAGAGAGCUGGAAACUUACACUGACAACCCUGAGCUGGUGGGCCGCUGCUUCUUAGAGAGGAUGACUGAUCUGCAGAUUUAUGAGAAAUACUGUCAGAACAAGCCGCGCUCUGAGAGCCUCUGGCGACAGUGCUCAGACUGCGCCUUCUUCCAGGAGUGCCAGAAGAAGCUGGAGCACAAGCUGGGCUUGGACUCAUACCUGCUGAAGCCAGUGCAGAGGAUAACCAAGUACCAGCUCCUGCUGAAGGAGCUGCUGAAGUACAGUAGGGGCUGUGAGGGUGCGGAGGACCUGCAGGAGGCGCUGUCCUCCAUUCUGGGAAUCCUGAAGGCUGUCAAUGACUCCAUGCACCUCAUCGCCAUCACGGGAUUUGAGGGUAAUCUGAGCGACCUGGGCAGGCUGCUGAUGCAGGGCUCGUUCAGCGUGUGGACAGAGCACAAGAAGGGUCACGCCAAGGUGAAGGACCUGGCGCGCUUCAAGCCCAUGCAGCGGCACCUGUUCCUGCACGAGAAGGCGCUGCUCUUCUGCAAGCGGCGUGAGGAGAACGGCGAGGGCUACGAGAAGGCCCCCUCCUACAGCUUCAAGCACUCACUCAGCAUGAGUGCAGUCGGAAUCACAGAGAGUGCAAAGGGUGACAACAAGAAGUUUGAGAUCUGGUGCAACUCCAGAGAGGAAGUAUAUAUCGUGCAGGCCUCCACACCUGAAAUCAAAACGGCCUGGGUGAAUGAGAUCCGCAAGGUGCUGACGGGACAGCUCCAGGCCUACAGGGAAGCCAGCCAGCAGAGGGUGUCAGAGCAAGCCAGCCCUGCAACUGUCAGCCUCAGCCCUUUCAAAGGCGGUCAGAAGAGCUCUGGGAAAGGAGAGGAGAAGAGACGCGAGCCUGGCAGCCCCGAGCCCAGCUCCUCCUCCUCCCCCAAGACCGCAGACAAGGCCAAAGAUGAGACAGUGACCAGCCCCACCACAGAGAGGGCGGCUGCGGCUAAAAAACGCUUUACCUUACAGGGGUUCAGCAACCUCAAGAGCCAGAAAGGAUCUCCCACUAGCCCUGACCACAAACCCAAAAGGCAUGAGAUUAAGAGUGACCCGACUCCUUUCGGUUUUAGAGACACAGGUCCACACAUCACUCUCAGCAGGGCCAAGUGGGUCAGUGCCUCUAGUCUGUUGCAGGCAAAGAGGAGAGGUUGGGCGAAGGCCACCCUGUCGAUGGACGUCUCAGAGGAGAAUGACGGAUACUCCAGUUCAGAAGACCCCCUGAACUCUGACCCUGAGGAUGAGGCAGGAAAGAGACUGGCUCCAGGGAAGUACACAGUGGUGGCAGACUGUGAACAGGGAGAGGUUCAGGACCUGUCCCUGAAGAGCGGAGACAUGGUGCAGCUGAUGAAGGAGGGAGCUGAUGGACAGUGGUUGGUACGAAACUUGAAGACCAACAAAGAGGGUUGGGUAUCAGCUGCUAGCCUGCUCACUCUGAUUGGACAGUCCAAGUCUUCCCAAUCUCUCACAAGCUCAGAAGGCAGCGGCUCAGGCAAUCUGAGCACCUCCUCCAGCUGCAGUGAGACCUACACCAGCUUCUCCGACAUCAAGCCCUGAAAGCUCCGGCCACCUGUGACCCACAGCGCCACCUUGUGGCUGCUCCUGGCAGAUGCCCGUGCUUCUCUGUCUCGGCCAUCCCUCUGUGAAUGAAGGACCUUGGUCGGAGGGAGUGGCACGCCUUCCUGUGAACAUUAGCAUGUUUAUUUUCUACUCUUAUGGGGGGAAAUGGUGUGGCACUGCAUGCUGGUGCCAGGCUCUGGGCCCUUCCUGGAGUUAUGAGACAAGAGAGCUGAGGCGCCACAGACCAAACAGAGCCAGCUCUGUAAACCUAGCACCCAGGCCAUUCCCUGGCAAAGGCACAGAAACUGGGACCCAAAUACUGGCUUACCACUUCAACACGCCAUAACACACCCUUUUGUCCUCUGAGUAUUUACUGUUGUCAGUAGUGUGGGUGUGUUUUAUACUCCCAUUGAGUCUCCUGGAAUGACUCAAUUAAUUUCCUGUCGGGUGUUUUAAAAAAGCUGUAUUUCCAAUUAAAACAUGUAAAUAUGAAGAGAUGUUUACCUGCAUACAGAUGUUCUGUGGGGUGCCCUGCACAGCAGGAGACCUCUCCCUGUGCAGGACAUGAGGUUUGAGGGGCUCGCUCUGAGCCGGAGGGCUGGGCUCCCUCACUGUGCUGUUCCGCUAAUGGGCUCCCCCUCUCUAUCAGCGCAAUAGCCUUUUACACACUGUCCUGCUGUGGGGGGUGACUGGCAGCCAUGCCAACCAGCCAGAUCUUUUGUGGGGAGCAACAACAUGUUUCAUUAAAUGACAAUUCCUGUGUUGAGUACUGUGAUUGUUUCAGAGCUAGCUGAGUCACACCGACUCUUUCUGCUUACUGUGACCUUUACUGCUGAGAUACACAGGUCUCCUUCAGCAACUGAGAAACCACAUAGAUUAAUUUAUUUCUUGUAAAAGAAUAUUUGUAAAGAUCUUACCUAUUACCUCAAAUUGUUUCAAUAAAUACAAUUUAGCAUAUAAGGUGAUUCCAGGUAUUCAUGGGUUAUUGUCUUGAAUGGCUUGUAGUGGCUCUACCUGGAUGUAAAACUUAAUUUCAUUUCUCAGUUUGCGCUGUGUGUUGGUGUUAAGCUCGGAGAAAACUAUAUUUAACUUUAUUUCCCCUGAUUGCCCCUCCUACUGCAAUCAGGACUUCAUCAGAAAUGGCAGGGCUGUUUGUAUAAUAGACUUACUACUCGCAGCUAGACUGUGUGAACAUAAAAAUAGCACAUUAUUCCACACCUCACACUUAACGUAAAAUAACACUUCUCCCUUCAGAAAAAAAUCAUGCAAUUGAUGAAAGCCGUGUUUUGACUCACCACACCAGUACAGAUACAUGUUCAUAAAGGCAAACGUCCAAAUGUUAUUAUAUUUGUGUACAUUGAUGAGAGAAUGUAAAUACAGUGUACAGUGUCUAUCUGUGAUACAUCUUGGAAUUCCAUUCUUGUGUAAAUGGCAGGUGUAUUGUUCCCAGGUCAGUAGUGAAUAAUAAAACGCUAUGAUUGUCAGCUAACCUUCUGAUGAACGUUGCUGACCUGAGUCUCACUGCAGUGGAGGAAACUGUCUAAUGCAGCAUUCAGUAUACUGAAUCAUUUUUUAAAUGAAAGUUUUUGCUGUGAAGAAGUAUUAUAUAAAAUAUUGUACUUUUUCAUUUGGAUUUGCACUCCAUUUUAAUAUGAUUCUAAUGUUUUUGUUUAUUGCACUUUAUGCAGCAUAUUGCCGCA
Messenger RNA from Megalops cyprinoides (Indo-Pacific tarpon), 5457 nucleotides. Its product is annotated as guanine nucleotide exchange factor DBS-like. The record is from RefSeq and is a predicted model, not a curated record. NCBI's taxonomy places the organism in Eukaryota, Metazoa, Chordata, Actinopteri, Elopiformes, Megalopidae. Gene Ontology annotation, molecular function: protein binding; guanyl-nucleotide exchange factor activity. Gene Ontology annotation, cellular component: cytoplasm; extrinsic component of membrane. Gene Ontology annotation, biological process: intracellular signal transduction; positive regulation of Rho protein signal transduction. The coding region runs from base 179 to 3754 and encodes 1191 amino acids. The transcript is spliced from 33 exons.